Messenger RNA from Pieris macdunnoughi, 1737 nucleotides. NCBI's taxonomy places the organism in Eukaryota, Metazoa, Arthropoda, Insecta, Lepidoptera, Pieridae. The record is from the annotation of a GenBank genome assembly.
AUGUUGGUACGGGUGUUUGCUGCGCUCAUGCUGUUGUGGGCCGCUUCAGAGAGUGUUCGGCCCGCACCGCUUGCUGUACCUCGCUGUUGUCCGCCAGGUCACGCGCUACCAUCAGAUCUGUUGCGGGGGACCCGUGUGGCAGCGGCUGGCCUCCUCGCAGCCUGUGAAUCCAGGGAAAACCCGCCACCCUGGGCACCGCUAGUGUAUGCCCCCGCGCGCGGUGCCUUUCUCGAGCGCGGUCGCCUGCCUCAACACUGGCGACUCUCAGAAGCAAUAGUGCCCGAAUGCCCCGAAUUACGUGUGGUUCUAGAACACGCGGCACCAUACGCAUUGCUCGCUAAUAAUGCGUCUCUGCUGCUUCGUGGGGCUACCGGGGCCAUUCCAACGCAGCGUUACUGCGCCGAGUCGGGAGCCGCACUCGUGUGCGCCGAUGAGGUGGAAGAGGGCGGCGUAGCCAAGUGCUGCGCUGAAGGACGCGCUUUGGAUGGAGCUCGCUGCAUAGAAGAUGAUACGCUUGCUUCGGCAGCGCUCGACGAGUUACGAAGAGCGUGGAACGGCAGCGUUUCCGUCGGGGGAUGGCCUUCGUGCGAAGGCGGCGAGUACGCAGUGGCGGGUGCUCUCGGUGCAGCUAAACUUACCCAAGACGGCGCGCUAGAGUUGCCCGGCGGUAAGCUGGCAAGCGGUGCAUGGUGCGCAGAAAGCGUACGCGGAGAGGAUAGCGCGCGCGUGCUUGCGUGUGAGAGCGCUGCCCGCGCUUUACGUCCCGUGCGGGCAGCUCGGCACGCGUUGUACGGUGCGGGGCUGGCAGUGGGCGCUGCGUUCCUCGCGGCCACACUCGCGGCAGGAUUUGCAUUGCCCGCGGCACACCACGCUCUACACUGGCGCUGCCAGACUCACUACGUGGCCGCGCUAAUGUUCGGCGACGCGCUACUGGCAGCCACUCAGCUCGUUGGGGACGCAGUACCGACGCCGCUCUGUCGUGCGCUCGCUGUCGCUAUGCAUUUCCUUUUCCUCUCUGCCUUCUUUUGGCUGAACACCAUGUGCUUCAACAUUUGGUGGACUUUCCGAGACUUCCGGCCGACGUCGUUGGAGCGCGGGCAGGAGACUGUCCGGCUACGCGUGUACAUGGUGUACGCGUGGGGCGGGCCGCUGCUGCUGGCGGGCGCAGCGCUCCUUCUGGACCGUUUGCCGCCAGCCGCAGCCCCGCAUCUCCUGCGCCCGCGCUUCGCCGUGCAGCGCUGCUGGUUCUACGGUGAUAUGGAAAUUUUGGUGUACUUCUUCGGGCCCGUCGGUGUGCUGCUCCUCGUCAAUCUUGCACUCUUCGUGUCGACGACACGUCAGCUCACCUGCGGACUGUGGCGGCGCGACGAAGUCAAGUCGACUUCGGAGCGGGCGGCGCUGGGCCGCGUGUGCGCCAAGUUGGUGGUGGUGAUGGGUGUAACGUGGGGAGCCGACGUGGUGUCGUGGGCGGCCGGCGGGCCUGAGUACGUGUGGUACGCCACCGACCUGCUCAACGCCUUGCAAGGUGUGUUCAUCUUCUUGGUAGUGGGCUGCCAGCCGCACGCAUGGGCCGCCUUGAAGCGCGCUGCCGCCGCUUGCUGCGCGCGGCCCUCACAGCACGCCGCCACUUCGUCGUCGCACCUGCCUUCGUGCGGCGAAUCACUCACGCACACUACUGCCGCACCUCCGCCCGCGCAGCCGCCCGCCCAGCGCCUGCCCAUGGAGACGGUCUGUUAA